AUGACUGAAUAUCACUUACUUAACCAGCCAUGGAAAGUCUUUACUGAGACAGCAGAUAACCUUUUAGCGAGUGGAGUAACGCUUGACGAACUCUUAGCGAUCAUUCCUUCUGUUGAGGAGUUUUGGGGAUGUUUUGAAGCGAUGGGGGACUUCUCCGAGAUGAAGACGGGGACUGAGUUAUAUUUCCUUAAAGGGGACAAUCGCGUCGCAGAUAACUAUCGGAAGGUCGUUCUCUACUUCCCAACAACAAAUAAAGACGCCUUCAACGCCUCGUGGCUCCGAGUUUUGUUAGUCUGUAUGGGAGAGUCCGUCGUGUACACCGAACAAAUCCGGGGCGUCUUAUUUUCGUGUCGUCAAUACUUUAAAGUGACCGUCUUCUUAUCACGAAGUUGUGAUGAUGUAGUCCCCAAAGCGGUCGCACUGUUUAUGAAAGAGUUAAUUUCGGCAUAUCCGGAAGUCAAAAUCUGUUAUUCAAAGCCACAAGGAGGGUUUAUCACUUUAACUGAUUGA
Entamoeba invadens IP1 is the source of this 510-nucleotide messenger RNA. RefSeq lists its product as hypothetical. Gene Ontology annotation, molecular function: RNA binding; translation initiation factor activity. The transcript is spliced from 2 exons. Lineage: Eukaryota; Evosea; Mastigamoebida; Endamoebidae. Gene Ontology annotation, biological process: translational initiation. The coding region runs from base 1 to 510 and encodes 169 amino acids. The record is from RefSeq and is a predicted model, not a curated record.